Molecule: messenger RNA, 1023 nt
Organism: Fusarium falciforme
Lineage: Eukaryota; Fungi; Ascomycota; Sordariomycetes; Hypocreales; Nectriaceae
Product: PfkB domain-containing protein
Exons: 7
Coding region: 1-1023 (340 amino acids)
Source: RefSeq, a predicted model, not a curated record
AUGGCCGACCAAGCCAAGAAGCACUUGAUCGUCGUAGGAGCCUGCUACUUGGACACGAUCCUCAGGAACGCACCACCAACCGUUGUCCCCUUCUUCCCGUCCGAAGACUCCAAGCUGCGCGCCACCAGCCUCAGCAUCCGACGUGGGGGCAACUGCCCAAAUUCCCUUGAGGUCCUUGAGCAGUUGUUCGUUGACCAUGAUGCCCUCCAGCUGCAUCUAGUGUCACCCCUACCCAAUGCCUCGUCAUCUGCAACACGACGCAUCAUCUCGUCCUUUGGUCCAGAGUCCAACAUCAACUUCCACCACUGCAUCUACCGUGAUGCCAGUACCGAGGCGGCUAGCAGUUAUAUCAUCCGCAGCGAGGAGUCAGGUAGCCGUACCCUUGUCAACUAUAAUGACCUACCAGAGAUGACCCGGGACGAGUUUGAGCCCAUCGCGCGGAGCUUCGAUCCGGACCAGGAGACGUGGUGGCACUUUGAGGGCCGAAUCCCUGACACGACUCUGAAGUGCAUCCGUCUCCUGCGUAACGUGCUACCAAGCGCGCAGAUAAGUGUCGAGGUAGAGAAGCCGGGCCGCGAAGGUUUGUCGGAGCUGGCGGCCGAGGCAGACGUCGUCUUUUACUCGCGGAGCUGGGCCGAGAGUCGAGGACACCAGUCCCCGGAGGCCUGCCUGAGAGCUGAGGGACACCGCAAGGCGUACGUGGAAUCCGAGAUUGUGUCGCUGGCACUGUGGCGAAGCCAGAGGAGACAUAUCCGUGGUCGACACAAGAGCACAGUAGCGGGAACUGCAACAACUGACCAUUGCCCGAGAUAUAGUGCGGUGGGAGCCGGGGACACCUUCAUAGCUGGAAUGCUGUACGGGCUGCUAUGCCACCCCGGCGACUGGAGCACCGGGGAGAAGCUGGGUUUCGCCGUCCGACUGGCCACACUGAAAGUGCAGCGGGAGGGGUUCGCUGGGCUCGGGGCAGACAUGCUGGGGACUUGGAUGCGGUCGAGUGCCAGAUUGGUCUCCUCUGCCGCCUAG